GGUCAAACUCGGCCCGCUCCCGGUGCAGUCCCUGUGUUUGACCGCUAGGUGUCCGCCCCCCGGGGAGUCACCCGCGCGGCGAACGGGUUAAAAGUUGAUCCGUGUUCUGGGGCUUUGUGGGCGGAGCCUGCAGCUGGGACUCUAACCGGACCGACGGGGCGGACGACACUCGACCUGGGGAAGAAGAGUCGCGGUGCGCGGGCAGAGUUGUGCUCUACACUCACGUGUGCUUCCUUCUCCUCUCGCAGAUCGACCGCACUGUGAGCCGCACCGCACCGGGCGGAGACGCGCCAUGACGCGGGCGCAGGAGACGCUGCGGGGCGGCUGUCCGCGGGGCUGGAGGAAGUAGUGGAGACCACGGAGGUUGUGGGUCUAGAGGAAAAGUCCGGACGCGGAUCAACAGGAGGACGCUUCGUGCACAGCCGAGGAAGGGAAGGGAAGAAAACAAUGGGGGAGCGCUCGUCUGUUCGCCCGGAGUCCUCCCGGUGAGCGGAGCUUAACCGGAGCUGGAGAUGAUCUGGAUCUGAACGCGCCCCAUCACCGACGGGACUCGAACCGAGAGGUUCCGAUGGGACAGUAACUCGGAUCAAGUGAUUCAAAAGAGAGAGAGAGAGAGAGAGAGAUUGUGGAUUGUGUUCCUCUCCCCGACACCAUGUGCGGCGCGGGGACGUGGAUGUGGCGAGCGGCGCUGUGCUGCGUGCUGCUGGGGAACCUGCUGCCCCCGGCCCGAGGUCUGAACAUGUGUAUGAGUGGCAGCGCGACGUCCUGUGAAGAAUGUCUCCUGAUUCACCCCAGUUGCGCCUGGUGCGCACAAGAGGACUUUGGGAGGGGGCGGACUCUGACGUCGCGCUGCGACUUCAGUCAGAACCUGCAGAAGAGGGGCUGCGAGGCUCCGUUCAUCGAGUACCUGGCCAGCAGCACCUCGGUUCUGGAGAACCGGCCCCUGAGCUCUAAAGGCUCCGGGUCGACCCAGUACGACGUGGUCCAGAUUAUGCCUCAGAAGAUCUCCCUCAGUUUGAGACCAGGAGACCAGACGUGGUUCGGCGUGCAGGUGCGGCAGGUGGAGGACUACCCGGUGGACCUCUACUACCUGAUGGACCUCUCGCUCUCCAUGAAGGACGACCUGGACACCAUCCGCAACCUGGGCACCAAGCUGGCACUGGAGAUGGGGAAGCUCACCAGCAACUUCCGGCUGGGCUUCGGCUCCUUCGUGGACAAGAACAUGUCGCCCUUCUCCUACACGGCGCCCAAGUACCAGGAGAACCCCUGCAGCGGAUACAAACUCUUCCCCAAAUGCGUCCCCACCUUCGGGUUCCGCCACAUCCUGUCGCUGACGGACAAAGUGGACCGCUUCAACGAGGAGGUGCAGAAGCAGAUGGUGUCGCGCAACCGGGACGCGCCGGAGGGCGGAUUCGACGCCAUCCUGCAGGCGGCUGUUUGUAAGGAGAAGAUCGGCUGGAGGAAGGAGGCCUACCACCUGCUGGUGUUCGCCACGGACGACGUGCCUCACCUGGCUCUGGACGGGCGGCUGGGAGGUCUCGUGCAGCCGCAUGACGGACAAUGUCACCUCAACGACCUGAACGAGUACAGCGCCUCCACCAAGAUGGAUUAUCCUUCUCUGGCUCUUCUGGGAGAGAAACUGGCUGAAAACAACAUCUUUCUCAUCUUCGCUGUCACAAAGCGGCUGUACGUUAUUUAUAAGAAUUUCACUGCACUCAUCCCUGGAACGACGGUGGAGAUCCUGGAUCAGGACUCAAAGAACGUCAUCCAGCUGAUCAUCGCAGCGUACAACAACAUCCGCUCCAAAGUGGAGCUGACGGUGUGGGACCACCCGGAGGACAUCAGCCUGUCGUUCACCGCCACCUGCCAGGACGGGAAGCCGCUGCCGGGCCUCAGGAAGUGUGCCGACCUGAAGAUAGGAGACACGGUUUCCUUCAACGUGAGCGUGGAGGCGAGGAGCUGCCCUGCCCGCGGCGCCGACCAGAGCUUCACCAUCAAGCCGGUGGGCUUCAAAGACCGCCUGCAGUUGGCGGUGGACUAUCAGUGCGACUGCGGCUGCAGUCGGACGGCGCAGACCAACAGCAGCAUCUGCAGCUCCAUCGGUACGUAUAACUGCGGGACGUGUCGCUGCGAGCCGGGCUACCUGGGCGCCCGCUGCGAAUGCCAGGAGGGCGAGGCCAGCAGCACGUACCUUAGCGGCUGCCGCGAGGCCGAGGGCAAGCAGGUGUGCAGCGGCCGCGGGGAGUGCAGCUGCAACCAGUGUCUGUGCUACGAGUCGGAGUUCGGCAAGAUCUACGGCGGCUUCUGCGAGUGCGACGACUUCUCCUGCGCCCGACACAAAGGCGUCCUCUGCUCUGGUCACGGCGAGUGUCACUGCGGCGAGUGCAAGUGUCACGCCGGCUACGUCGGCGACAACUGCAACUGCUCGACGGAGACGGCGUCCUGCGUCGCCGACGACGGGCAGAUGUGCAGCGGCCGGGGCCACUGCGCCUGCGGCCGCUGCCAGUGCACCGAGCCGGGCGCCUUCGGGGUCACGUGCGAGAAGUGUCCCACCUGCCCCGACGCCUGCGGCACCAAGAGGGAGUGUAUCGAGUGUCGGCUCUUCAACUCGGGACGACUCGCAGACAACCAGACCUGCCAGCGCCUCUGCAAGGAUGAAAUCAUUACUGUGGAGUCCUUCAACGCCGACGACCCCGGCGCCGUGCUGUGUCUGUAUAAAACCGACGACGACUGCGUCAUGAAGUUCACGUACUCCGAACACGCCAGCGGACAAUCCAUCCUCACCGCGCUCCAAGAGCCAGAGUGCGGCGGCGGACCGGACGCCAUGACGGUGCUGCUGGCCGUGGUCGGCAGCAUCCUGCUGGUGGGAAUGGUGCUGCUCGCCGUGUGGAAGUUGGUCAUCACCGUUCACGACCGGCGGGAGUUUGCGCGCUUCCAGAGCGCACGCUCACGCGCCCGCUACGAGAUGGCCUCCAACCCUCUGUACAAGCAGCCGGUGUCCACGCACUUCGUGGAGACGGAUUUCAACAUGUACGGGAAGUCGUACAACGGAGGGGUCCACUGAUGGAGGGGCGCGGCAGGACCGGUCCGGCCGACCGAUCCCUGGAGGAAACGUGGGCCGGCGCUCGUCACCACCGCUCACGGGACGGAGAUGAACUUGAACGUGUCCGAAGGUUUGGGAAUUCGUGGCCUUUUUUUCCUUUUUUUUUUGUUUAUCUUUGCACCCGCAGAGAAACGGUUUGACUUUGUUUUCUUCCUCCGUGCGCUCGGCUCGCGGCGGCGGAGCCGCGACACAUGAACUCCUUCUUUUUGUUUAGCGAGCCAGAGAUAAAAGAAACUCUCUCUCUCAUGAAGUCCAUAACUCCAACUUCACACCACCGUUCACUGUUUGUACAGAUCAGACCAGACUUCCACUCAUAUUUGUAUAUUUUUAUAAACACAAAAUUCUCCAGAUAAUUUCAAAUUAAAGGAAAACAAAGCACAUAUUUCUGACGGUGGCUCUGACGACGUCGUGGUACUACUAAUAUUUACUAAGCAAUAGAUGUCUCACCAGGAAGUGUUUGCACAGCGAAAAGAUUUACAUUUUCUUUAAUAUUUUCUGUUGGUUGUUGUUGUUGUUGUCUUUGCUCCGGUUGCACUUCGCUUCUCUUCAUCUGACGCCGAGGAGACGACAGAUCGCGUCCUCCAGCUCCUGAACCCUGAAGGAUCCCGUCGGUGUUUCACUCUUAUUUUGUCUUUUAGUCACCGAAUCACAAGAAAAGACCAAAACCAGCGACGUGACUUAAAAUCUCAGACUCAGGUUUAAGUGAAUUUGUUCCGAUAUGACGACGUAAAUCUCCGAAAACAUGAGGAAAGUAUAGAUAUUACAGGAGGAAACGUUGAGUUUGUUUUCAGCAGCGAAUUCAUACACAUAUGGAGCUUUGCGUGAUUAUUACCGCCAACAAAAAAAGCUUCAACAAUUAUGAAUUUCGACCAACAGAUAAUUGAUAAAUAAAGUAAAUUAACUUUUUUUCUUCCUCUUCCAUUAUUUCAAAUUCCGGCAUCUGGAUGUAAAUAGAAGUUUUUUUUUGCUCUGUUUCUUGCGACAAAACAAAAGAUGAGACAGUUUUUCCAUAUUGUUAAUAUUUCACAGGCACAAACCGGUGGAACCCUGAAAGGAUCCGUGAAAGGAACCGGAGCUAAUUUGGUGUAAAAAGAACCGGAGUUGAGGUUUGUCUCUCCGAUGUGUUUUUAAAGGUUCCUCUGUGGCUGAGAAACACAAUAAACCACACACACACACACACACACGUUAACAGAUGAGUUCGUCGCUGGUUUGGAUGUUUUCUUCUCUUUUCUGACUGUGACUGUAAGAAAGAAAAAUAUAUGAAAUAUGACCGACCCCUGAACUUCACAAUCAGAAACACAUGUGAACGACUCGCACGGCCUUAAAGCGUCGUCAUGACAUCGGGUAAAACAUGUUACACCCAUGAUCACAUCACCUCGACUGGAGCGUCGGCGGUUCGGCCCCCGGACUGGACGGGCCGGGGGUUUGAGUCUGGCUGGUGAGUCGCCCUCAGACUGUGGUGACGCUGUGUGAAUGUCGUAAAGGAAUCAAAGGUUGAUUUGGGACUUGGGCUGCUACGUUAUGAAUUCUGUGUGAAGGCGAGUCCACCUUGUGUCACUGAUCCCACAGGAGGAGGUGGAGUGUGAGGUGUCGCGUCAGGAGGGGGAGGGGCCUGGGUGAGGGAGGGGGCGGGGACUCGGAGUUUAUGUAAAUAAUUUGACUCGGUGCCAAAUGAAAUGAAAAUGUUUUGAGGUUUUGACUCAAACUCACCGGUCGCCUGCCUCCACACACACACACACACACACACACGUGUUUCUGUAACACACACACACACACACGGAGCAAGAACAAUAAAUCUGCUUAUGUCUAAA
Messenger RNA from Scophthalmus maximus (turbot), 4914 nucleotides. RefSeq names its product integrin, beta 5 (gene itgb5). Lineage: Eukaryota; Metazoa; Chordata; Actinopteri; Pleuronectiformes; Scophthalmidae. Gene Ontology annotation, biological process: cell adhesion mediated by integrin; cell-matrix adhesion; cell migration. The record is from RefSeq and is a predicted model, not a curated record. The transcript is spliced from 16 exons. The coding region runs from base 653 to 3064 and encodes 803 amino acids. Gene Ontology annotation, molecular function: integrin binding. Gene Ontology annotation, cellular component: focal adhesion; cell surface; integrin complex.